Thecamonas trahens ATCC 50062 is the source of this 1368-nucleotide messenger RNA. Its product is annotated as NOD3 protein. Gene Ontology annotation, biological process: nucleocytoplasmic transport; activation of GTPase activity. The coding region runs from base 1 to 1368 and encodes 455 amino acids. Gene Ontology annotation, cellular component: nucleus; cytosol; perinuclear region of cytoplasm. NCBI's taxonomy places the organism in Eukaryota, Apusomonadida, Apusomonadidae. Gene Ontology annotation, molecular function: GTPase activator activity; small GTPase binding. The record is from RefSeq and is a predicted model, not a curated record. The transcript has 2 exons.
AUGGACCUGCUCGGGGCGACGGUGGAGGAGGUGAUGCUCGCCAACUCGGCCAUGUACGAUGACGGGCUGACGGCGCUGGCCCACGAGCUGACGCUCGAGUCGUCGCAGGUGACGCACGUCGACGUCUCGUCUAACGCCAUCACGACGGCCGGGGUGGAGGAGCUCGCUCUCGCGCUGCAUGUCAACACCUCGCUGACCAGCCUCUCGCUGCGGAACAACGAGCUCAGCGAUACGGCCGGUGAUGUCCUCGCAUCGCUGCUCGCCUCGGCUCGGACCCUCGCCUCACUCGACAUCGGGUUCAACGAGCUCGGUGAUGCGGCCAUGCACGGCGUCGCGCGCGGAGUCGCUGCUGCUCGCUCACUGGCCAAGCUCUCGCUCGCCGCCAACGGCAUCUCCGCCAUCGGCCUCGCCUAUCUCGUCGACGCGCUCAACGGCUCGCUCCUCGCCGCUGCCGGCCAGGCCUCCACCGCCCGCCUCGCCAAGUCGCCGUCAGCAACCAAGCUCCUCUCGGACGAAGCCAGUGCUGCCGCUGAUGCCGGCGAUGGCCUUUCCCAGCCCUCGGUCUAUCUCGAGUUUGCCAUGGCCACCAUGACCUCGGUCGACGUUGCCCGCGGCAUGACGCUCACCGCGCUUGAUCUGUACUGGAAUCAGGUCGGCGACAUAGGCGCCACACUCCUGGCCUCGGUCCUCUCCGGCUCGGAAGCCGGCCUCACCGCGCUCAACCUCGGGUACAACAGCAUUGGCGACGACGGCGCGGCCGCCCUCGGAAAGGCGCUAGCAUCCAACGCCACUCUCCUCGAGCUCAACCUCAAGUCGAACACCAUCGCUGAUGAUGGUGCUUCCGCCUUUGCGGCCGGCCUCGCCGCCAACAAGCGCCUCAUGCGCCUGCACCUCGACGCUAACGCCAUCACAGCCACCGGCGCCAGAGACCUUGCCGCCGGCCUCCACGCCAACGUCAACGUCAACAUGAUCACCCUAUCAGGCAAUCCGUGCGAGGCGUGUGAGGAGGUUAUGAUCGCCGUCUCGGAAGGCCUCGCCAACACAAGUGGGGCGCACCCGGAGAGUAGCUCUGCUGAUGCAGGCGUAGUCUCGACUGGCCUCCUCACAAACGCGGCCGCGCUCCGGAUGGCGACCGAAACGGCCACAGAGGCUGCACCGUCUCGGCUCCACAACCCGCUCGGGAUCCGCCUCGAGCCGUCGUCACGGUUUAUCCGCCGCACACCGCUGUUCUGUAUCGACCAGACGUCGGCAGCGCAUGCCAUCAAGCGCCACCGUGCCGAGCGCAAGUCCAAGCACCGGCGCCAGCGCCGCGAGCGCGAAGCACGUCGGGCCCUCGAGGCUGUUGCUGGCUCCGAGCACAGUUUCUGA